Messenger RNA from Chenopodium quinoa (quinoa), 2452 nucleotides. Its product is annotated as protein ZINC INDUCED FACILITATOR-LIKE 1-like. Gene Ontology annotation, biological process: transmembrane transport. Gene Ontology annotation, molecular function: transmembrane transporter activity. The transcript has 17 exons. The record is from RefSeq and is a predicted model, not a curated record. The coding region runs from base 646 to 2109 and encodes 487 amino acids. Lineage: Eukaryota; Viridiplantae; Streptophyta; Magnoliopsida; Caryophyllales; Amaranthaceae.
AGUAUGAACACAAUGAUAGCACAACUUAACCUAAAAUUUAGACUCGACUCGACUCGACCCGAUUAAAUUAAACCUAUCCGAAUUGACUUGUACUUACUCCCACCCAUAGUUUACUUCAAAUACAUUGUACAAUCAAGUACGUUGGAGUGACAUUAAGAACCAAAGAUGUAAACGGAAGGUGAGAAAGACAAUACGAAAUUGUAGAAUCCACCGUAAUAAGUGGCAUCUCAAUCCUCCAACCCCAUCUAAUUGGAAAAAUAAACAAACAAAAAAGAAAGCAUAUCAUGCAACAACAAAAACACAAACAAAAUACGACACGUUGAUCCAAUAUACUACUAUAAUUCACAUUUAAUCUGUCCUCUUUUUUGUUUGUUACGACAUCCUUCUUGGUACACGAGAAACUAGAUCUCUCUACUACUACUUACUCUCUUUUUAUAUAACAAACUCCAAAUCAUUAUUAUAAAUAAUUGCUAUUCUUUUGUAUAUUUUAACACUUUUUUUUCUCCAUAUUUUUUUGUAUACAAAAUCUGUUUUUUCACUUUUUGUUGUAGUUGUAGAAUUCAUUUUAGUGUAGUUUAGUAGGGAAUUAAUUAAUUUAGAUAAAGAUUAGAUUUUUGAAGAGAAAUUAAAUUAAAUUGGUUAACAAUGGCGGAAAAGAAAGCACCAUUGUUGUUGAAGGAUUACUAUUACAAUGAAGAUUGCGCUGGUUGUCAAGUUGAGAAGCGAAAAGCUGAAAACCCAAAUCUUCCUUGGCUUCAUUUCUUCUUCAUUUGGAUUAUUACUCUUUGUUCUUCUUUGCCGAUUUCAUCCAUAUUCCCCUUCCUUUACUACAUGGUGAGGGACUUUAAUAUUGCAAAACGGGAAGAAGAUGUUAGUUUCUAUGCCGGUUUUGAGGGGUCUGCAUUCAUGAUUGGGAGAACAUUGACGGCUGUUUUAUGGGGAAUGGUGGCUGAUCGUUAUGGCCGCAAACCUGUCAUGAUAUUGAGCACAUUAUCAGUGGUUAUAUUCAAUACAAUGUUUGGCCUGAGCACAAAUUAUUGGAUGGCACUUGCUACAAGAUUACUUCUUGGUGCUUUCUGUGGUACACUUGGUCCGAUGAGGGCAUAUGCAACUGAAGUUAGCCGUAGAGAGCAUCAAGCUUUAGGGGUGGCAAUGAUGACUUCUUCAUGGGGUAUUGGUUUGGUCAUAGGCCCUGCAAUUGGUGGUUAUCUUGCACAGCCUGCAGACAAAUUUCCAAGUGUAUUCUCUCAAGAAUCAAUUUUCGGGAGGUUCCCGUACUUUUUAGUUUCUUUGGUGAUUUCAAUCUUUGCGAUGUUUGUAUUCGUUCUCUGCUUCUGGCUCCCGGAAACAUUGCACACAUGCACGCUUAGUGCUGAAGGCACAGUCCAGAAUCACUCUAGUGAUAUAGAAGAUGCUGACACUGAAAAAUUGCAAAAUUCCAAAGAGGGGGCUUCAAAUUCAUGGUUCAGCCUUCUCAAAAAUUGGCCUUUAAUGUCAACUAUCAUAGUAUAUUGUGUUUUCCAGCUACAUGAUAUGGCAUAUAUUGAGAUAUUCUCAUUAUGGACUGUAAGUCCGAAGUCUGUUGGAGGAUUGAGUUUAUCAACUGAAGAUGUUGGUCAAGCUCUUGCUGUGGCAGGAAUUGGUUUGUUAUUUUGUCAACUACUUCUCUACCCGUUCUUGGAGAGGAAGCUUGGUCCAAUCACAGUUUCACGUGUUGGAGCGGUUCUCAGUAUCGCGUUGCUGUCAUGUUAUCCCUUUUUUGAGAAUUUAAGAGGCACGAGUCUCUCACUUGUGGUUGAUCUUGCUUCUGCAGUGAAAAAUGUGCUUUCGGUUUCAAUCACUACUGGAUUGUUCCUCCUGCAAAAUAGAGCUGUGAACCAACAUCAAAGAGGAGCUGCAAAUGGACUUUCUUUGUGUAUCAUGUCUUUUUGCAAAGCACUUGGUCCUGCUGCUGCUGGAUCCCUUCUCUCUUGGGCACAGACGCGUCAAAUGGCUAAUUUCCUUCCUGGAACUCACAUGGUUUUCUUCAUCCUUAAUGUGGUUGAACUUCUUGGGUUUCUGAUGACUUACAAGCCUUUCCUUCAAAAGCCUGCUCAUGAGUAUUGCUAGUUUCAUGCCUUGAAAUCUUGCCUGCAAGCUUUAACACAGAAAGUCGGUCUUCUUCGACAAGCAUCAGCAUAAAAGCUACAGAAAGGCAGAAGCUAAGCACACACUCUUAAGGCUUCUGCCGAGAUUCAGCAAAAAUUAUGUAUAUUAAUGACAUAUUAUUAACAGAAGCAGAAUAGUUCAAUUUUGGUCAUUGAAUUUUGAUUUCUCAUUCCUCAUUCCUCGAUAUUUGAUCCUUUUGGCUCCAGUAGCUAUUAGCAAUGUAUUCAAUUCAGUACGUAUAAAUUUUAGUAUUGCUAAUUGUCUAAGAGGGGCAGAUUGCUCCAUUUUUAUGGUUGCUGCUAAA